Molecule: messenger RNA, 910 nt
Organism: Drosophila hydei
Lineage: Eukaryota; Metazoa; Arthropoda; Insecta; Diptera; Drosophilidae
Exons: 5
Coding region: 37-774 (245 amino acids)
Source: RefSeq, a predicted model, not a curated record
UAUAAGAUAUCGAAUCUCAGAGUUUCAAAGAUCGAAAUGCAUCUAACGGCACUCUGCGUCAUCAGCAUUGCACUCACCUGCGCCAAUGCGGCGCUGUGGCCCAGCUUUAGCAGCAGCAGCAGCAGCAGCAGUGCGGACGAUGCGCCGCCCAGCAAAUGCGCCGGCGCGCGUGGUCUGAAAUAUUUGUCUGGUGAUGCGUUGACAGAUUCACCAGACUGCUUGGGUCCCAAUAACGCGCCAUAUCCCAGCGCGGCCGUUGCGCGCACAUUCUCCAAUUGGAACGGAAAUUCGCGACGUGGACGCCAAAGCAAAUUGCCCACCACAUUGGAUCCAGCAAUAACCACGAGUGCAUUGUUGAGGGCCUACGAUGAGGUAAACAAUGAGGCUAUCGGAAGCAAUCGUUAUGGUCGUUCGCUGAAGAACGCAUCGCCGGCGCAGCAGUGCAAGAGCGAUACGCCUGCGCGACUCUGCAAGACGCGCUAUAAUACAACAGCGCCCAUGUAUGGCGUUAGUUUGACCUCCGGUCAGCCCGUAACAAUUGUGCAAAAGUUUCCCGAUCUGUUGCAACAGGUGGUCUUCGAAGUGUGCGAAUCCUCAGAAUGCGAUGUGGUCCGAGGCGAGUGCACGCAAACGUAUGUGCCUUAUUUAUUCCUGGUUAUACCUCUAGGGCCAGUGACGCUCACUGGCCAGGAUUAUGUGCUCGUUGAGAGCGGUUGUGUCUGCAAGCCGAAAUAUUCGACGGGAGCAGCUCAAGAGCCGAACAUGAUACCGUAAGUGAGAUGGAGAGUGUCAUUACACUGGUAUACAACAGCAACCAAAAGAACUGAGCGAGUUUAUGGGGAUGGAGCGGCUAAAUUUACUUAAAUCUGGAAUUAUUUUUUGUAGCAAAAUCGUAUUUUCAAUGUUUUUA